Molecule: messenger RNA, 1947 nt
Organism: Elephantulus edwardii (Cape elephant shrew)
Lineage: Eukaryota; Metazoa; Chordata; Mammalia; Macroscelidea; Macroscelididae
Gene: RAF1
Product: v-raf-1 murine leukemia viral oncogene homolog 1
Exons: 16
Coding region: 1-1947 (648 amino acids)
Biological process (GO): signal transduction; protein phosphorylation
Cellular component (GO): cytosol; mitochondrion; plasma membrane
Molecular function (GO): ATP binding; protein kinase activity
Source: RefSeq, a predicted model, not a curated record
AUGGAGCACAUACAGGGGGCCUGGAAGACAAUUAGCAAUGGCUUUGGAUUCAAAGAUGCAGUGUUUGAUGGCUCCAGCUGCAUCUCACCUACAAUAGUUCAGCAGUUUGGCUAUCAACGCCGUGCAUCAGAUGAUGGCAAAUUCACAGAUUCUUCUAAGACAAGCAACACUAUUCGAGUUUUCUUGCCAAACAAGCAAAGGACAGUGGUCAAUGUGAGGAAUGGAAUGAGCUUGCAUGACUGCCUUAUAAAAGCCCUCAAGGUGCGGGGCCUGCAACCAGAGUGCUGUGCAGUGUUCCGACUUCUCCAUGAACACAAAGGUAAAAAAGCACGUUUAGAUUGGAAUACUGAUGCUGCCUCUUUGAUUGGAGAAGAACUUCAAGUAGAUUUUUUGGAUCAUGUUCCCCUCACAACACACAACUUUGCUCGGAAGACAUUCCUGAAGCUUGCCUUCUGUGAUAUUUGUCAGAAGUUUCUACUAAAUGGAUUUCGAUGUCAGACUUGUGGCUACAAAUUUCAUGAACACUGUAGCACCAAAGUACCUACCAUGUGUGUAGACUGGAGUAAUAUCAGACAGCUCUUAUUGUUUCCAAAUUCCAAUGUUGGUGAUAGUGGGGUCCCAGCACUGCCUUCUUUGACAAUGCGUCGAAUGCGAGAGUCUGUUUCCCGGAUGCCUGUUAGUUCCCAGCACAGAUACUCCACGCCCCAUGCCUUCACAUUCAACACUUCCAGCCCCUCCUCUGAGGGCUCACUUUCUCAGAGGCAGAGAUCAACGUCCACGCCUAAUGUCCACAUGGUCAGCACCACCUUGCCUGUGGACAGCAGGGUAAUAGAGGAUGCAAUUCGAAGUCACAGUGAAUCAGCUUCACCUUCACCCCUGUCCAGCAGUCCCAACAAUUUGAGUCCAACAGGCUGGUCACAUCCCCGAACCCCUGUGCCAGUACAGAGAGAGCGGGCGCCAAUCUCCGGGACCCAGGAGAAAAACAAAAUUAGGCCUCGUGGGCAGAGAGAUUCAAGCUAUUAUUGGGAAAUAGAAGCCAGUGAAGUGAUGCUCUCUACUCGAAUUGGAUCAGGAUCAUUUGGGACUGUUUAUAAGGGCAAAUGGCAUGGAGAUGUUGCAGUCAAGAUCCUCAAGGUUGUUGACCCAACACCAGAGCAGUUCCAGGCCUUUAGGAAUGAAGUGGCUGUCCUGCGCAAAACACGGCAUGUGAACAUCUUGCUCUUCAUGGGGUACAUGACAAAGGACAACUUGGCAAUUGUGACCCAGUGGUGUGAAGGCAGUAGUCUUUACAAACACCUGCAUGUCCAGGAGACCAAGUUUCAGAUGUUCCAGUUGAUUGACAUUGCCCGGCAGACGGCUCAGGGAAUGGACUAUUUGCAUGCAAAGAAUAUCAUCCAUAGAGACAUGAAAUCCAACAAUAUCUUUCUCCAUGAAGGCCUAACUGUGAAAAUUGGAGACUUUGGUUUGGCAACAGUAAAGUCACGAUGGAGUGGUUCUCAGCAGGUUGAACAGCCCACUGGCUCAGUCUUGUGGAUGGCCCCAGAGGUUAUAAGAAUGCAGGACAAUAACCCAUUCAGCUUCCAGUCAGACGUCUACUCCUAUGGCAUUGUAUUGUAUGAGCUGAUGACGGGGGAGCUUCCAUAUUCUCACAUCAACAACCGGGAUCAGAUCAUCUUCAUGGUUGGUCGAGGGUAUGCCUCCCCAGAUCUUAGUAAGCUAUAUAAGAAUUGCCCCAAAGCGAUGAAGAGGCUGGUAGCUGACUGUGUGAAGAAAGUUAAGGAAGAAAGGCCUCUUUUCCCCCAGAUCUUGUCUUCCAUUGAGCUCCUCCAGCACUCUCUACCAAAAAUCAACCGGAGUGCUUCUGAGCCAUCCUUGCACCGGGCUGCCCACACUGAAGACAUCAAUGCCUGCACAAUGACCACAUCCCCCAGACUGCCUGUCUUCUAG